Chenopodium quinoa (quinoa) is the source of this 2025-nucleotide messenger RNA. RefSeq names its product protein PLASTID TRANSCRIPTIONALLY ACTIVE 14-like. The transcript has 14 exons. Gene Ontology annotation, cellular component: chloroplast thylakoid; plastid-encoded plastid RNA polymerase complex. The coding region runs from base 90 to 1697 and encodes 535 amino acids. Gene Ontology annotation, molecular function: protein binding; protein-lysine N-methyltransferase activity. NCBI's taxonomy places the organism in Eukaryota, Viridiplantae, Streptophyta, Magnoliopsida, Caryophyllales, Amaranthaceae. Gene Ontology annotation, biological process: thylakoid membrane organization; chloroplast organization; peptidyl-lysine monomethylation. The record is from RefSeq and is a predicted model, not a curated record.
CGCCUUUAGUGUAACUCCCGAGUCCCGAUAACUAAGGAUAACGUUCUCUCCUAUUGCUGCAUCCCCAAAAAAAAUCACUUUACAUUUCCAUGGCUUCCGGCAUUUUUCUUCACUACUCACCUCACUGCUUUCUCUCUCAUUUUAAGCUUUGCAGUUUCAACAAUGGCUUCCCACAUGCAAGAAAACCAUAUUCUGUAUUUAGUAGUCCAGAAAACAUACAUCGACCCAUCAAAGCUUUGGCUGAGACUUCUUCAUUUCCACUGUUUCAGGAACCCCAAAUUGAUAAAACUCCUUCUGAGAUGAAUUUAGCAGACCCAGAUUUCUAUAAGAUUGGAUAUGUUAGAAGUUUUAGAGCUUAUGGUGUUGAAUUUCGAGAAGGGCCUGAUGGGUUUGGUGUCUUUGCUUCUAAAGAUAUCGAGCCGCUUCGUCGUGCUCGGAUGAUCAUGGAGAUUCCUCUGGAACUGAUGUUAACAAUUAGCAAAAGGCUCCCAUGGAUGUUCUUUCCAGAUAUUGUGCCAGUUGGUCAUCCCAUAUUUGAUAUUAUCAACUCAACUGAUCCGAAGACAGACUGGGACUUGAGGUUGGCUUGCCUUCUUUUGCAUUCUUUUGAUCAAGAUGAUAACUUCUGGCAGUUGUAUGGUGACUUCUUGCCAAGCCCUGACGACUGCACUAGCUUCCUUCUUGCAACAGAGGAGGAUCUUUUGGAGUUGCAGGACCAAAGUUUGGAGCUAACAAUGAGGGACCAACAACAUCGUUGCCUAGAGUUCUGGGAAAAGAACUGGCACUCUGCUGCACCUCUCAAGAUAAAACGUAUGGCACGUGAUCCUAAGACAUUCAUGUGGGCUGUUGGUAUCGCUCAAACACGUUGCAUAAACUUGCAGUUAAGGAUUGGUGCCCUAAUUCAGGAUGCAAAUAUGUUGAUUCCUUAUGCUGAUAUGUUGAACCACUCAUUUCAGCCUAAUUGUUUUUUCCAUUGGCGUUUUAAAGACCGAAUGCUCGAGGUUAUGAUAAAUCCUGGAAGAAAAAUAACGAAAGGGGAGGAGAUGACUUUGAACUACAUGAGUGGACAGCAGAACCAUAUGUAUAUGCAAAGAUUCGGAUUCUCCUCAGCUGUGAAUCCUUGGGAUGCCAUAUGUUUCUCUGGUGAUUCCCGUAUACAUUUGGAUACAUUCUUGUCUGUCUUCAACAUUACUGGACUUCCAGAAGAAUAUUAUUUUAAUAGUCAGUUAUCAAAAGAAGGAGAUAGUUUUGUUGAUGGAGCAGUCAUAGCUGCAGCAAGAACGUUGCCCACUUGGUCUGAUGGUGAUGUGCCUAUGAUUCCUAGCACAGAAAGAAAGGCAGCAAAGGAAUUACAGGAACAAUGCCAAAAUUUCCUUGCCAAGUAUCCUACAACAGCUAAGCAAGAUCAAAAAAUUUUAGAUACUACAUCGGAUGCGCGAAGAACACUGGAAGCUGCAAUCAAGUACUCUAAUUAUUCAAUUGGGCACUCGACGCGUUUGGACAAUCAAGUGGCUACUUUUGAGAUGAAUAGCGGUGAUCGUUAUUUUCCCUUGUUGAUCAGGGAAAAGCUCUUGCUACUCUCAAACAAGGUUGAAAAGGAAAGGCUCUUGUAUGACCAAGGCAUCAACAACAUUCCCAUAUUUUGCAUUGCUGCUACUUCUUGCUGGGAAGACACCUUCGUUCGUCAAGCUGCCUAGUUAAGCCAAACUAUAUUCAUAUUGAGCUACUGACAGAAUUGGCUCGUAGGUAGCUCAAAUGUAUAAAGAAUGUUCAUUGCUUGGUUUUUAAGAUCCUCUUGUUAAAGAUUCACAUAUUGUAAGAAAUUGUACCGGAAAUGUUUGUACCAAAUGGAAGUAUUGUAUACGUCCAAUUGAACAAUGUCUAAUUUCAUACUAAGAUCUUAGGGUGUCAAUUGUAAAGCAUUCUUUUGUGUGACUGAAGGUGUACAUUGAUAACAGUUUAAUCAUAUUGUAUUUAAUCAUCUUGGGGCUAUUAUACUCCCCAGCUUCUCCUAGUUUACACUUA